UACCCAAUCCUGUAACAUAAUCAGUUUGUUUAUGCUUUCUAUAAGCAUGUAGAAAACUACCGAGGUUUGCAGCGGUGUGUCAUAAGCAGCGGUCUUGUCGGUGCAUACCUCAUUAGUACUUUCUAACGCUGCAGCCGCUCAGCUCGACUCUGGGGCUGCAUACAUACUUGCGCGGUGUGCUGUGUGUUGUCUUGAGUUUUUAAAAGUGAAAUACUUUGGACGCGAAAAAAUAAUAUAAACAUAAAAUAAAAAGAAACUCGGAACUGGUUCAGUGUUCACAUUUGCCAUAUUAUUGCUUUUCCCUGGAUUCUAACAGCUCGUUUUGUGAACGCAUGGUAAGAGUGGACCAUGGCCUUUCUAAGCACUGCUGUCCGCAGUGCUGUCUGCUUUUGGCCGGUCCAGAGCGCUGCCCGCUCCACCACCUCCCGCUGGUACUGCAGUGCAGCGGGACAGACCACAGAGAAGAGCGUCCCGUACGCCAAGACCUUGAAAGAGGAAACCGGCAAAACCAGCGGCCCUACCAAGCCUCUUCCCAAAUCAGCAGAUGCAGUUGUGAUUGGAGGAGGUAGCCUAGGCUGCCAGACAGUGUAUCACCUGGCUAAAAUGGGCAUGACUAACGUGGUACUCCUAGAGAGGGACCGCCUGACUGCUGGGACCACCUGGCACACAGCGGGUCUGUUAUGGCAGCUGCGGCCUAGCGAUGUAGAGGUGGAGCUGCUGGCCCACACUCGGCAGGUAGUGAGCAGUGACCUAGAGCAGGAAACGGGCCUCCACACAGGCUGGAUCCAGAACGGGGGGCUCUUCAUCGCCUCCAACAAGCAGAGACUGGAUGAGUACAAGCGCCUCAUGACGCUAGGGAAGGUGUAUGGGAUUGAAUCCUAUGUGCUGUCUCCCGCUGAGACGAAGGAUUUGUACCCACUGAUGAAUGUGGAAGACCUGUACGGGACUCUGUAUGUUCCCAAGGAUGGCACCAUGGACCCAGCUGGAACCUGCACCACCCUGGCCAGGGCUGCCACUGCAAGGGGGGCUACCGUAAUUGAGAACUGUCCUGUAACGGGAGUCCAGGUCCAGACAGAUGAUUUUGGGGUGAAAAGAGUGAAGGCAGUUGAGACUGAGUACGGCACUAUCCACACACCCUGUGUGGUAAACUGUGGAGGCGUGUGGGCGCAGAGGCUGGGCAGGAUGGCUGGAGUGAAGGUGCCGCUCAUCGCCAUGCACCACGCCUACGUGGUGACGGAGAGGAUAGAGGGGAUCCAGAACAUGCCUAAUGUACGGGACCAUGAUGCCUCUGUGUACCUGCGUCUCCAAGGCGAUGCUCUCUCUGUGGGAGGCUAUGAGUCUAACCCGAUCUUCUGGGAUGAGGUUUCCGACCGCUUUGCAUUCAGUCUGUUUGAUCUGAACUGGGAUGUCUUCACUCAGCACAUAGAGGGAGCCAUCAACCGUGUUCCUGCACUGGAGAGAACCGGUAUUAAAUCUACCGUCUGCGGGCCAGAAUCUUUCACGGCUGACCACAAGCCCCUCAUGGGAGAGGCCCCGGAGGUGCGAGGGUUCUUCUUGGGGUGUGGAUUCAACAGUGCAGGGAUGAUGCUUGGAGGAGGCUGUGGAAAGGAGCUUGCACACUGGAUAAUCCAUGGCCGUCCAGAGAAGGAUAUGUAUGGCUACGACAUCAGGAGAUUCCAUCACUCUCUGACUGAUAAUAACCACUGGAUUCGGGAGCGGAGCCAUGAAUCCUAUGCCAAAAACUACUCUGUGGUGUUUCCAUUUGAUGAGCCCCUGGCCAGUAGGAAUAUGAGGAGGGACCCCCUGCACGAGGAGCUGGAGAAGCAGGGCUGUGUGUUUCAGGAGAGGCACGGCUGGGAGCGUCCAGGGUGGUUCAGUCAGGAAGGCCCUGCACCGGUCUUGGACUAUGAUUACUAUGGGGCCUAUGAUUCCUCCCGACACACUGAUUACAGGUACAACAAGCUGCUUGGGAGAGAGUACACCUUCGACUUCCCACCACAUCAUGACAUUAUAAAGAGCGACUGCUUGACAUGCAGGCAUGCUGUGGCAGUGUUUAACAUGUCUUAUUUCGGCAAGUUCUACCUGGUGGGAACUGAUGCUAAAAAGGCAGCGGACUGGCUGUUCACAGCAGAUCUGAAUAAGCCACUUGGUACAACUGUCUACACCUGCAUGUUGAAUAAGAAGGGUGGGACUGAGAGUGACCUUACAGUGAGCCGCAUCGAACCUGGACCAAAAAGCUCUGUGCUGGCACCUGCUUUCGAAGGCGAUGGCUACUACCUGGCAAUAGGGGGCGCUGUGGCGCAGCACAACUGGUCACACAUAACCACUGUACUGCAGGAUAAGAAGUUCAAGUGCGAGCUCGUGGACUGCUCUGAGGAUAUGGGCAUGAUCAGCAUUCAGGGACCACAGAGCCGCUCUGUGCUACAGGAGGUCCUGGACACUGACCUGAGUAACGAGGCGUUCCCUUUCUCUACCCACAAGAUAGUGAAGGCAGCCGGCCACGAAGUGCGUGCCAUGCGUCUGUCCUUCGUGGGUGAGAUGGGCUGGGAGCUGCACACACCUAGAGAGGCCUGUGUUCCUGUGUAUCAAGCAGUGAUGGAGGCUGGGGCCAAGCAUGGGAUAUGCAAUGCCGGCUACAGAGCUAUUGACUCCCUCAGCAUUGAGAAAGGGUACCGGCACUGGCACGCUGACCUACGCCCUGACGAUUCCCCGCUGCAGGCCGGCCUUGCCUUCACCUGCAAGCUGAAAGGGAACACUCCCUUCCUGGGGCGAGAGGCUCUGGAGGCACAGAAGGCUCAAGGACUGCGACGCCGCCUUGUCUGCUUCACCAUUGAUGAGAAAGUGCCUAUGUUUGGACUAGAGGCCAUCUUCAGGAAUGGAAAGCCAGUCGGUCACCUGCGUAGAGCAGACUUUGGAUUUGCCAUUGACAAGACCAUCGGCUACGGCUACAUUAGGGACCCCGAAGGCGGGACAGUCAGUCCUGAUUUUGUGAGAAGUGGGGAGUUUACACUGGAGAGGAUGGGAAUAGUUUAUGCUGCCAAAGCCCACCUGAAGUCCCCCUUCGAUCCUGACAACAAGAGGGUGAAGGGGAUCUACUGAACUCUCCAGUGACCUGCCCUGGAAAGAUGUGCAGCUGUGAAUGCCUCGAUGCCCCCUCUCCUACAGCGGACUGGGCUAUGGCCACUGAGGACCCUUGCUGCUCCUGAACCAGGAAGAAGUAUCUUUCCCAAUCCCCAGUCUCUCCAAGGGUUCCUCCCAGUUGUUCAGUGGAUACCACUUUAUUUCAAGUGUCCUUGGUGUUGAAGCGAGACAGCAUGAGGUUGUCUCAGUACAAAUACACACACCUUGAAGUUUGUUAUUCUGCUUAUAAAAUGAACUAUUUAAAAGAAUGUUAGUGUGAUGAAGCAUUUAAGAUGCAGACCUGUGUGAAUUGUACUGAAACAUUUGCAUGGUUUGGAAUCCUUUCCGGCAAAUCAAAGUGACAGCUUUAUCCAGGCUAUUUUAUAAACUGGAAUAACACUUGACUAUGCUAAACUGCACAACUGCAUAUAUGAUUACAGUGCGAGUAAUGCCACUUAACAAUGUGUUAGCACUUAAUUGCCUCUUAAAUAAUGUUUCUAUGAACAUCUGUUUCUCUCUCAAAAACCAUUGUUAACUUUACUGCAGUUUAUAUUUAUCAACCUGUUGAAAUGAAAGUGUAUUUAUAAUCUGAAUAACUGAAGAAUCAAAUAUUAUUUACAGAGGUAGUGCGGUCCAAGUGUUAAUUGUUUUAGUGAGAUGUCACCCAGCAAUCAUGUAGUAACUUUACAAUUGAUUUAGUUUAAAAAAUCCAUCAUGUACUUUAGAAUAAAAUAUAAUCAGCUCAUAGCUAUAAAUUUAUAUACAAACCAGCAAAAAUAGUGCUGGUACCAUGGGGAACUUGUGAAUCCCAUGAGAAACAUAUAUAUAAAUCUAUACCUAUAUGAAGCUGGGUCUUCGGAGCACAGAGGAUAAUAAUAAUAAUAAUAAUAAUAAUAAUAAUAAUAAUGUACCAGGAUGUGUAGUUUGGAGAUUAGCCUUGGUCAGGGUUGUAUAACCUGUGUAUUUCAGUUUCUCACAUUAUCUAUAAGUAAACCUUUUCUUCAAUCUAUUGCUUCUCUUAGUGCUUCAUCCCUAUUCCCCCUAGACUCCACUAUAAGCAUCAGGCCUGAUACGAAAGACUGCUGCGAUAGAGCUGAUCAUGUUCCGAUUCUGUUAUGAAUUGUGUGACAAAUAAACACCAUGUCUAAG
Molecule: messenger RNA, 4269 nt
Organism: Acipenser ruthenus (sterlet)
Lineage: Eukaryota; Metazoa; Chordata; Actinopteri; Acipenseriformes; Acipenseridae
Product: sarcosine dehydrogenase, mitochondrial-like
Exons: 22
Coding region: 349-3099 (916 amino acids)
Cellular component (GO): mitochondrion
Molecular function (GO): oxidoreductase activity; protein binding
Source: RefSeq, a predicted model, not a curated record